Molecule: messenger RNA, 1449 nt
Organism: Penicillium manginii
Lineage: Eukaryota; Fungi; Ascomycota; Eurotiomycetes; Eurotiales; Aspergillaceae
Product: Zn(II)2Cys6 transcription factor domain-containing protein
Exons: 4
Coding region: 1-1449 (482 amino acids)
Biological process (GO): regulation of DNA-templated transcription
Molecular function (GO): zinc ion binding; DNA-binding transcription factor activity, RNA polymerase II-specific
Source: RefSeq, a predicted model, not a curated record
AUGGUUGGAGUGCCUCGUAGCAGUGGCUGCCGCCGGUGCGUAAAGCGCAGGGUCAAGUGUGAUGAAAGAGUACCGGGAUGUGCCAAGUGUGAGACAUAUGGCCAACCUUGCCCAGGAUAUGAUAAAGGGUUCAAAUUUAUAACGGGAAAACCCUAUCGAAGUAAGCGGAAACAGCCGGCUCUUCAUGUUGAGGCUAUUCCUGGGCAGCAACUGUCCAGCUCCGCAUCAUCCAACACAUCCUCAUCAUCACCCAACAUCGGGAGCGAUUCCUCAGAUUCUGGACUCAUUCUCUUUUCAAGAGAGGAGCCUUCAAGUUUGAUCUCUGCAGAUCUGAACAUCUUGCAGAGUAUCAAUGCUCUUGUUGAUGAUUUUACCCUGCCGGCCCCGGCUACCCAGAACCAUCGUGCUUCCCAUUGGUUUAGUCUCCUGCCGUCCAUCUAUGGCUUUAACCAGACCUUGGACGCUACCAUCAAAUCCUUUGUUGCACACCAUUUCGGAAAAUCCCUCCGAAAUGAAGAAAUGAUUGUGUAUGCCCGAUCUUCCUACGGGGAGGCAUUGUCUCGAUUACGCAAAGCCUUGACAAAUCCUUCCGAAUGUCUUUCAACUCACAUCUUUUGUGCGGUAGUAUUGCUUUGCACCUAUGAGCUUUUUACCGACACCGAGAACCCAGAGUCUUGGAUGCAACAUGCAAAAGGACUCGGCCAACUGAUCAAGGUCAGAGGACCCGAUCGCUAUCGAAACGAAAUUGAUAUUACUUUACUCAAAAAUUCCCGAGGGCUAGUCGUCAUGCACUCAAUGUUCUCCGGAGAAGCUUGCUUCUUAGCCUCGGAAGAUUGGCAUCAAAUGAUGCGACAGCAAUAUACAACAAGCUUACCAAGAGAACUGCACGACAUCAUCGAGGAAUUUUUUGCCUUCUUCACAUACACACCCAGCAUUGUCCAUAAGCUCUAUCAUUUGAAAGACAUGGACGUAUCAACCCCAGAAGCUUUCCAAGUCAUUUCAGCUGCUCUAGAAGAAACCCUGAUGCUGCAGAGCAGAACCGAUGCCUGGUACAAGCAGUACACUAAAAUCGCCCCUGUUCCCGCCGAGGCUCUGUCCGAGAGAAAUGAUCCCUUGUUCCCCGUCAUCUUGACCUACUCCGACAUGAUCUUUGCAACUAUAUACUGCGGGUAUUACGCUUGCAUGGUGAUCGUCCAUGAGGCAUUGAGAAUUUUCUGCUAUCCAGGCCCCCACGAAGCUAUGGUGGUCUACUUCCGGGAUCAAAUUUGCCGAUCUGUCGAGUAUUGCAGCGCUGGGCUACUCGGCCCUUACAGAAUGGGGUUUUCGCUACGGGUGGCUAUGGAAGUUGCCGAUUCUAUAACGAGGACGUGGCUUAUAGCUCGCCUGGGAGAACUUUCAAAAACCUACGCUGCAGCAAAGCCCGAGAACCAUACGACAAAAUUACUAUGA